CAACACAUAUUUUGCAUUCACAUUUCGACGAAAAAAAUACAAAUAUUUGGCAAUGGUACAUUAGGGGAUUUAAGUGAACAGAUACAGUAUCUGCUGAGUUCGAGAAAAGUGAAAACCGCGAGUUAUAUUGCGCUUUCUAAAAGUGGGCCACAAGGUGCCUGCGUCAACAUUUGGUGCUCAUUUACGCUACCGCACAUGUACGGAGGAUGCCAAAUUGUGAGUUUAUUCAUAUAGAAGGCGUAUAGAAGAAGAUUCGCAUCACGCUUAAUUAAGAACAGGAAAAAAAAACGGUUGGAAAAGACAGGCCGCUCUUGUGUUUCGUAUCUUGCGCCAUCCUCCGUCCCUGUUCAUUGCGCUGUUGCUGAUUAUGCACCGAUAAGAAAUUGUCCACUUGCCCUUCUCGGAAAUGACAUGUUUAAAAUCGCGCGUUUUCCAUUGUCUGCCUCGGAUUCGCGGCGAUUCGGUUCUUCAUCGUUUUCGGUUCCGCCGCGCUGUGAACCUCGCGUCUCGCGAAGGAAUCCCGAGACAGCGUGCCACGGGCAAGGCGUGCCCACAGAAUCGCGCAGGUGCUCGUGCGAACCGCGCGACCCAAGAUCGAACUCGGCUCCAGGGAUUUUGUCCAGCACUGCGUCCACAGCUAGCGGCAGCCCAGCUACGCCGUGGAUGACGCCGAAGGACUUGACGCGACGGCGUAGGCUCCAACGAAAGCGUCUGCAAGAUGGGACCACGGAGCGGCCGCCUACGACAGUCCGCUGCGUGCGUGGUCGGCAGCUGUCCCAGCGUGUGCCUGUCGGUCAACCAGCUCUUCUCCAGCGUUCGCUGCGUUCGGAGCAUCUCGGGCCAUCACCAGGUGGACCUCGACAGGUCAUGCACGGCCAGCGCAGCCGAUGGGUGUCUCCACCUCUCGAAGCUGUCCCUGUGGAACAACUUCCUGUGGGUCAUCAUCAUCAAGCUACGCGAAGGACGGCUGGGCCUGGCUUGCCAGCGCGGACGCGUGGUUCCUUUGGCCUUCAACAUGCGGCGCAGGCGGUCGUUCAUUCUGGUUCAUUGGCCGCUGAUUCAGCACCGCUCCAUCGAGUUCCUGGAGCAGCUCGAGUUACGGAUGUCACGAAAGCAGUUCCAGUUACGGGACGGCCUCGAGCUUAGCGAACACCUGAGGCACGCCAGGCCCUGCUACCACCUGUUGGACUAUCCGACCAGGGACCCGAUGGAAGCGCUCCGCUCCACACUGACCACAAUGGACAGGCUGGAGAUCCUGAGCGAGCGCUUCUCGUGCGUGGGCGUGAGCAUCCGUGUGAGCUGCUCGACAGGUGCGACGUCACGCGCACGCUCGUCUUCCUCGAGCACUGGACCGACGUGUCCAAUGCUGAGGCGUUUAUGCGCUGAGGCGCCGUGCUACGCGCAGCGCCAGAUUCACGUCGACGAGCUGUUCCCGACGGUCCACUCCCACUACGUGCUGACCAACCAUCUGUCCUGUAUACAUAUAUAGCGCAGUCAUCUAGGAGCUCGUCUUCAGCGGCUCUCCUUCAGACACGUACGGGAUACUGGACCGUCUCGCAGCGUUGUGCGUCCUCGUGGCCAGUCGGCGCGCGACUCGAUGUGUGGCCAGGCCCCUUUGGCUGUAGUUUUAUCUCAUCGCGACGUUCUUUGACAUUUCAGUGUGUAUUAAAUAG
Molecule: messenger RNA, 1673 nt
Organism: Dermacentor andersoni
Lineage: Eukaryota; Metazoa; Arthropoda; Arachnida; Ixodida; Ixodidae
Source: RefSeq, a predicted model, not a curated record